UACGGCUCAUACCCAUGCCAAAACCAAACCCAUAUCCAGAACCAUACCGCCAGACCCGCCGUCCAUCCGCUAUCCAGCAUUAUUUCUCCUACAGAGCCGUCCCGCCUUCCAAUCCAGGUUUACCUGGUGGAGCAUCACAGAACGAGCGAGGUACAUACUACAGGCAGACAGACAGCUGUUGCAGAAGGGGAGAGAAAGACUCGACCUACACAGUAGCAGAAAGAGGGAAUGAGGGCUGAAGAUUGUCAGAACCAAGAACC
Aaosphaeria arxii CBS 175.79 is the source of this 260-nucleotide messenger RNA. RefSeq lists its product as uncharacterized. The record is from RefSeq and is a predicted model, not a curated record. Lineage: Eukaryota; Fungi; Ascomycota; Dothideomycetes; Pleosporales. The transcript has a single exon. The coding region runs from base 15 to 239 and encodes 74 amino acids.